AUGUCGACCGCGGAAUCGGACGAGGUGGCUCUCGAUCGUUGCCUUAAACUUGGUGCCAUGAACUGGAUGCCCUUUAUGAUCAUCGUCGGUUCGUCGCCUCCGUACCGGUUCUUUGGUUCAAUGGUUCACGUGAUGGACAUCAUUGCCGAGCGGCUUAAUACAUGCUACGAAUUCGUGAUUCCUGAUGACUGGGUGUUUGGGACAAGACUCCCCAAUGGGUCAUGGACAGGCAUUAUGGGGCAGCUGGAGAGAGGGGAGGUGGACAUGUCAGGCGUGACCUUGUCAAACGACGCAGCUCGCAACGCCGCGGUGGACUUCAGUGAACCUCUGUACAUGGACACUCAGGUCCUCUCUUACAAGCGCCCGGUUUUGGAGGCAGACAUCGCCGGAUUCAUCAAGCCCAAAAACGAGGACAAAAAACAGAGUCCUAAGCUGGACACCGAGAGCAAAGUCCUUCAGCAGCAGAAGUGGGAGUCGGUGUGGUAUUCUUUCCAGUGGACAAUAGGCUCCACGCUGGCCCAAUCUAUCCCCUGGAUGCCCCGAGGAAACGCAGUCAGGGUCAUCGCCGGCCUGUGGCUCUUCUCCGCUCUCAUCAUCGCCUCCGUGUACCGCUCGAACCUCAAGGCCAUGUUAAUCCUCCCCAAACUGAAGCUGCCUUUCGAUAGCAUGGAGGAGCUGGUGGAGACCGACAUCCCUUGCAACGUGCCGAAGGGGAGCAUGCUGUAUCAGGCCGUUUUGUACGCGCCCCCAGGAUCUCUCCUCUCCCGCCUGAAGGAUCAGCUGGUUGACACCGUUGAAAAAGAUAAGGCAGUGAGUAACCUGUUGUCAGGAGUCAAUGCCAUCUUCAUCGGGAAAAUCAUCAUUGAGUUCGUGGCGCAUCAGACCUUUUCGCAGACAAGGACCUGCCCGCUGUACAUCGCUUCCCAGACGUUCUUCGGAGCAACUAGCCUGGGCAUUGCUUUCAAGAAGGGAUCGCCACUGAAAGCCAAAGUGGAUCCUAUCAUCCGUAAUCUGAAGGAGUUCGGCAUCCUCGACUAUCUGGUGCGGAAGGAAAUCAUUUACGCCAAAGAAUGUCUUCGGCAGGAAUCUCUCGUCGGUUCCGCGGGGUCUCUGAAACCUCUGAAACUCAAAGAUUUCUACGGCGUCUUUUCUCUCUAUGGUGCAGGGACGUUCCUCGCUAGUGUAGUCUUCCUCAUAGAGCUGAUUCUUCGGAGGAAAAGCGAUAGCAUGGCCUUUCUAAGGUUACCGGAGGCCUCACAGCUUCUCGUCAAGGCUAUCAAUGACACCUAA
This is a messenger RNA of Penaeus indicus, 1290 nucleotides long. RefSeq names its product glutamate receptor ionotropic, delta-2-like. The transcript has 12 exons. Gene Ontology annotation, cellular component: membrane. Gene Ontology annotation, molecular function: ligand-gated monoatomic ion channel activity. The record is from RefSeq and is a predicted model, not a curated record. Lineage: Eukaryota; Metazoa; Arthropoda; Malacostraca; Decapoda; Penaeidae. Bases 1 to 1290 code for a protein of 429 amino acids.